Molecule: messenger RNA, 1570 nt
Organism: Panicum hallii
Lineage: Eukaryota; Viridiplantae; Streptophyta; Magnoliopsida; Poales; Poaceae
Product: F-box protein At5g50450-like
Exons: 3
Coding region: 151-1368 (405 amino acids)
Molecular function (GO): protein binding
Source: RefSeq, a predicted model, not a curated record
UCUCCGCCCUCCCUCGCCAUUACGGACACGGACAGCCCCCGCUCCCCUCCUUUCUCUCCCUCUCUCCCCCCUCACCCAAGAACUGCAACCGCGCACGGCUCGCCACGAGGAGCCUACGUACGACGCCGCAUCCAGAAUUCCAGACAGGCCAUGAAGACGAGGCGCGGCGCGUGCUACUCCUACCACGCGGCGGCGGCCGACGGCCCGGAGGCGCACCGCCGGAAGAGGCGCCGGACGGCGGCGGCCGAGGGGUCGCCGGCGGCGCCCGGCGCCCCAGCCGGCUGCGGCGGCGGCCUGGGAGACAUAUUCGACGAGCUGCCUGACGAUCUCGUCGUGUCGAUACUGCGCGACGUGGCGGCGUCCGCCGGCUCGCCGGCCGACCUCGCCGGCGCCAUGCUCACGUGCAAGAGGUUCAGGGAGCUCGGGCAGAGCAAGGUGGUGCUGGCGCGGGCGUCGCCGCGGUGCCUCGCCGUGCGCGCCAAGGCCUGGUCGGACGACGCGCACCGCUUCCUGCAGCGCUGCGCCGACGCCGGCAACCUCGAAGCCUGCUACCUUCUUGGCAUGAUCCGGUUCUACUGCCUGGGGAGCCGCGGGUCCGGCGCGGCGCUGAUGGCGGCGGCAGCGGUGGGCGGGCACCGCGAGGCACUCUACUCGCUGGCCGUGAUCCAGUUCAACGGCAGCGGCGGCAGCAAGGACGACCGCGACCUCCGCGCGGGCGCCGCGCUGUGCGCGCGCGCGGCGUCGCUGGGCCACGUGGACGCGCUCCGCGAGCUCGGGCACUGCCUGCAGGACGGCUACGGCGUGCGCCGCUCCGUGCUGGACGGGCGCCGCCUCCUCAUCCAGGCCAACGCCCGCGAGCUCGCCGCCGCGGUCGCCGCAUCGGCGGCGGCGCCCCCGCCCCGCGCCGGGUCCGGCAACAACAGCGGAGGCGGGAAGGCGGCCUCGCGGCGCCACUCGUGCCUCCUGAGCGACUUCGGGUGCCGCGCCGCGGCGGCGGCGGCGGCGGGGGAGGCGCACGUGGCGAACCGGUUCCUGGUGGACUGGUUCGCGACGCGGCCGCUCGUCCAGGCGGCCGGCGCGGCGGGCGCGGGCGCCGGGACGGCGGCGGUCUCGCCGGAGGACGACGGCGCGCUCCGUCUGUGCUCGCAGGAGCUGUGCGGGCGGCCCGAGACGCGGCGGCAUGAGUUCCGGCGGUGCUCGGUGUGCGGCGUGGUGAACUACUGCUCGCGCGCGUGCCAGGCGCUGCACUGGAAGAUGGCGCACAAGGCGGAGUGCACGCCCAUGGAACGAUGGCUCGACGCCGCCGCCGUGGCGCACCUCGACGCCGACGCCGACGCCGCCGCCGCCGCGGUGGCCCCGGCGCCGUGACGCCCUGCGCUGGCGAGGCGUCGUCCGUUUCCGGUCACUCUUGUUAGGCAUUCAUUAGCAACGCCAGUUUUUACCGCUCCCCCCGGCCGGGCCGUUCUUCAGUUUUUUUUUUCCUUCUUGCUGUCGUUUUUCGCCCCCUUCCUCCUCCUGUAAGCUGUACGUACAUGGUUGGUUGGCACGCUGAGGUAAACAUUAUGGCGAA